CAUUUGUAUCGCUCUUUACGAUUACACUGCUCAAAACGACGAUGAAAUUUCCUUUAAAGAAGACGACAUACUUUAUAUUCUAGAAAACGACGACGAAGAAUGGUGGAAAGCUAAACUAAAGAUCGAAAAAAACGGUGAUGAAAACACUGAAGAAGGCCAGAUCGGACUUGUGCCUAGCAACUACAUCCAGGAGGCCGAAUGUAAAAAUGUUUUGAAAGCUGUUUACGAUUACGAGUCACAGUCUGACGAAGAACUGUCAUUUAAAGAAGACGAUAUAUUAUAUUUAUAUGACAAAGAUGACUCUGACUGGUAUUUGGUUAAAUUCAAUGAUGUAUUUGGUUAUAUACCAGCAAAUUAUGUUGAAGAGACAUCGAUUGAUUCUGAGGAACAAGAACAACAAGAAAAUCAAGAACCAAAGAAAAAAAUGUCUCUAUUUGACGCUUUAUCGAGUUCAUCUGAUAAUAAAUAUGUAGAUCCAUUGCAACUGUAUGCUCGUAAAGUUGCUACUCAAAAAAGUGGCACGUCAUCGGCACCUGAUGUUAAGACAUGGUCUGUUUCGGAGGUUGUUGUUGUUGAUAAGAAAAAAAAGAAAAAGAAGGGUAAACUAAGCAUUGGGGGCGACAGUGUAUAUUAUGCUAGUGAAACAGACAAGACUCCUGUCCAAAUUUGGAAGAUUAGUGAUUUGGAGAGUGUCAAAUAUGAGAAAAAAAAUGUUACAAUAAAAUUUGGUGGUCCAAAAUCUGCGACUUUUAAUUUUCAUACUUCAAGUAAAAGUGAUGCUGAAGCUAUUUAUCGACAAUAUGAGGAGUGCGUUGCAAGUUUAGAGUUACCAUCUGUCAAACUUGAUGCAAGCUCUAUAAAAUCUCCACGACCGUCUUCAGCACACGAUACUGAAGAAACUGAGUCACAACCUGACGCUGAAGAAAAUGAAGCAGAAGAGGUUAAUGAGAUAGAAUUGCCACCACCUAAAGUUGGUAUUGCGUUAUAUGAUUUUGACGCUCAAGGAGACGAUGAAAUCUCAAUUCAAGAAGGCGAUGAAGUAUGGGUUAUCGACGAUGUUAGUAGCGAUGAAUGGUGGAAGUGUCGUAAAGGUGAUGAGGAAGGUAUGGUACCUUCUUCUUAUAUUGAGAUACGAAAUGAAGAUGAUAAUGCUGAUCAAGUUGCUGCCGAAGAGGAACGACAACGCGUGAAGAAAGUGACAGAAAACGAAAAGAAUCAGAAAGACGUUUGUUGGAAGAAAAGAAGCGAAAGGAGGAGUCCGACUCGUCCACCCGCUAAGUCGAAGUCUUCUUCAGACGAAGCUGCCAUUAAGAAAAUCCAAACACCAACAAACCGCAUAUUACCUGAUAGACCUGCCCAAGCCCAGUCAAAAGAUAAACCACUUCCAUCGAACACAAGAACCUGGACAGAUCGGACUGGUUCAUUUCGAGUUGAAGCAGAAUUUCUUCAACUUGUUGACGGCAAAACAACCUUAACAAAUAAAAAUAAAUCGGAAUAUGAUUGGUUUGACUUCUUUCUCAAAGCUGAUAUCACGCAUGACGAUGCGUUCAGAUACGCUAAAGUAUUUAUCAAUGAAAAGAUGGAUGAAAGUUCGAUAAAUAAUUUAGAUCGUAAUGUGAUGAAAGAGCUCGGCUUGAGAGAAGGUGAUAUAAUUCGAGUAACCAAGUAUAUUGCUGAAAAUUAUUCGUCUAUUAAAAAGAAAACCGAACCCGAAAAAUCACAAAAAAUGACAGAGUUUGACAUAAAGAUACAAAUGAAACGUGAUGAACAACUAGCUAGAGAACUUCAAGAGGAAGAAAAUAGGAAAGCACGUAAUGAAGGACGGCCAAUCCCAAAAGAUGCUGACUUGUAUGGUAAAGGGACUCUAGAUUCACUCAUUCAACGAGAUGACAAAACGACAUCAUCGAAAUCUCCACCACUACUUUUUUCUGAAAACAAUGGUGUUUUGAAAAAUAAUACGAAAAAAGCUCGUCCUACCCCCACAAAAACGGCACCAAUACAGGUUGAUGCGAAAACUUUUGGAAAUACUAUGAGCACUAAGGAUCAAUUGGAUGCUGCUUUUAAGCCAUCUUCAAAUUCUUCAAGUUCAUCGUCUUCUACGGCACAGAAAUUUGAUGAUGAUGCUUGGAAUAUUACUGAUUCAACUCCCGCACCUCCUCUAAAUAAUCAAUUAGCUAGUACAAAUAUUUCCACAAAUUUGAAUACUAAUGCUUUGACUUCUUUAAGACCUGCCGUUUCUUCUUAUUCUAUCAAUUCGUCUACAUCACUUCCUGCCCAACCUUCUCAACCUUUAAUACAACAAAAUUUAGCUACCCCAUCUCCCCCUCCCCCGCAACCAAUCGUUGUUCCAUUGAAUUCUGCCCUUCAUCAGCCUUUAAUUCCAGUUAAAUCUGGAAGUUCUCCACAAUUUACCGCGCAAUUUAAUUCAUCAACUCCGAAUUUGAAUACUUUUAACGCACCAACUUCCAAUGCUCUUACUACAGCACAAUUUUCAUCAACUCCAAACUUGAAUUCUCUUAGCGCACCGAUUCCUAAUGCACUUACUUCAAUGCAAUUUUCAUCAACUCCAAAUUUGAAUACUUUUAAUACACCGAAUUCUAAUGCACUUACUACAAUGAACAGUUAUGGAAGGCCAAAUUCGUCCGGGAAUUUUCCAAAUUCAAAUAAUGCAAAUUCAUUAGGAUCUAUUGGGAAUUUCAACAACUUUUCAAAUACGAAUAGCAACUGGAACAACACAAGUGUAUCCAUGUUGCCCACCAAUAAUACUUUAUCAAAUCCUAACCCGGGAUUUGGCUCAACUGGUAUAAAUAAUCAGUAUAUGACAACUACGACAACUGUCCAAUAUCAUCAAACAACCUCGUUCCAUCAACCCAUGCAGAAUCAACAACAAACAAAUUCGUCAAUAUAUGAUCCGAAAAAUGUGUUUGCUUCCAUGAAGGCUGGACAAAUUGGGCCAAAAUCUCCACCAAAUGAUUUAGGCAUUAAUGCAUCGACUGAUAGAUAUGCUGCUUUAAAGCAAGUGAAUCCCCAAGGUCCAAGUGUCUUCAAUAAUACAACAUCUACAUUCCAGGCGCAAACCUCAACUAGCUAUGGUUUAAAUCCAAGUGGAUUCAAUGCUAGUUCUGCAAAUUGGAAUCAAGGCGUUCCUCUUGGACAACAACCUGGUCAAUUUGGACCUAACCAACAGGGAUUUGACAGGUAA
Dentiscutata heterogama is the source of this 3202-nucleotide messenger RNA. The record is from the annotation of a GenBank genome assembly. Lineage: Eukaryota; Fungi; Glomeromycota; Glomeromycetes; Diversisporales; Gigasporaceae.